This is a messenger RNA of Sarcophilus harrisii (Tasmanian devil), 4001 nucleotides long. It is a transcript of the gene B3GNTL1, whose product is annotated as UDP-GlcNAc:betaGal beta-1,3-N-acetylglucosaminyltransferase like 1. The record is from RefSeq and is a predicted model, not a curated record. Lineage: Eukaryota; Metazoa; Chordata; Mammalia; Dasyuromorphia; Dasyuridae. Bases 473 to 1675 code for a protein of 400 amino acids. The transcript has 12 exons.
UUCUAGGCCGCUCUUCUCUACUCCUCUCAGCGCUGUUCUCUUCUCUUUGAAAUCUCUUCCGAGAGAGCUCAGCGCUUACGAGUCCUGUGGGUUCUCGGGGGAAGAGCCCUUUAAGCGGCGAGUUGGGACGCUGCCCGGGAGGAAAGGGGUGCAGUUGUAGAUACCGCCGAACUCUUUGCUGUGCGAAGAGUGGCGAUGAGCUGAAUUAAAAAGGGAACUGGAGAGAAUUAGCAGCCAGAGGCAGGGGACCUGAGCUGAAGAAGAAGCAGCGGAGCAGGGUGACUGGCUGCCCUGGAGGGGAGAUGAUGAGUUAGUUACACCUUUCUUGCCCGGUGCUUAGCAGUCGCCUGCAGGAGGCGCUGAAUUCGGCAGGUGUGGAAAGUCUCUCCCUUCCUCCUGACUCCCAGUUUUGACCUCCCACCUUAAGUAGGUCCUGUUUGGGAGAAUUUGGCUCUUUCUUUAUUUCUGCACGAUGCGGAACAGUUACAAGGCAGUAGUGGCCCUGGACACACUUCGGCCGGAGGUGUCCAGCGCAGAUAGAGCGCCCAAUGUCACCGACCAGCUUCUCCCUUCUCCCUCCUCCGCCUCUGCCCAGCCCGCGGCCCCGAUAAGUGUCCAAAGCCGGGAGAACGGCUCUCAGAUCCAAGUGUCCAUCAUUCUUCCUGUUCACAAUGCUGAGUGCUGGUUGGAUGACUGUUUGCAGUCUGUUUUGGAACAAGAUUUUGAAGGCACUUUAGAACUUUCCAUCUUUAAUGAUGCCAGUAAGGACAAGUCAAUGAAUAUAAUUAACAAAUGGAAGAUUAAGUUAGAAACUUUAGGCAUCAGAGUAAUCAUUGGAGGUCAUGAUUCUCCUUUUCCCCGAGGAGUUGGAUUUUCUAAAAAUCAAGCAAUAGCACAAAGUUCAGGCUCUUACCUUUGUUUUUUGGAUUCGGAUGAUGUGAUGAUGCCUCAAAGGGUGAGAUUGCAAUACAAAGCUGCCAUUCAACAUCCAAAUAGUAUUAUAGGGUGCCAAGUGAAGAGAGAACCCCCAAACUCAACUGAACGCUAUACUCGUUGGAUCAAUAAUCUAACAUCUAAGCAACUUAUCACACAGGUGUUUACUUCUUAUGGACCAACAGUGAUCAUGCCUACCUGGUUUUGCUCCCAAAAAUGGUUUUCCCAAGUUGGAAAAUUUGAUGAGAGUGGAAAGGGUGUGCCUGAAGAUUUAUUAUUCUUUUAUCAUCAUCUCCGAAAGGGUGGUGGAGUCUUUCUAGUUGAACAGUGCCUUCUCCUUUAUAGAUACCACCCAUAUGCAGCAACACACUCAGUCCUAGAAAGCACUAUCUGGCAACACCGAGUUCAGUUCCUAGAAGAAAGGGCUCUUCAGCAUUGGACAUCAUUUACUAUCUGGAAUGCUGGCAAACAGGGGAGAAAACUCUAUAGAAGCUUAUCCCCAAUAAACCAGAAAAAGGUUGUUGCAUUCUGUGAUGUUGAUGAAAACAAGAUCAAGAAGGGUUUCUACUCUUAUGAAGACUCUAAGGAAAGGCCCAAACCAAAGAUUCCAAUACAGCAUUUCAAGGAUGCCCACCCUCCUUUUGUGAUUUGUGUAAAGCUGGAUCUCACUGGUGGGACAUUUGAAAAAAACUUGGAGUCACUGAAUCUACACGAAGGGCUAGAUUAUCUUCAUUUCAGUUGACCUUGUCAUUAUGUUUUUUCAUUAAAAGCUACAAAAAUCCAAUUACAAGGUACUUCAGAAAAUAGAAUUGAUCUAGCCCUAGUCAGGGACCAAGGAAGAGCUAUGUUUCAAAUCCAACAGAACUUUUGCUUCACCUGAAUUAUUGUGGAAGCAGUGUGCAUUUUGGAACUACCUCACUUGUGGCAUUUCAACAGGCAUAAUCUGAAUCAAAUCAGCUUCACCCCAUCCCCUUCUCUGGCUGAAAGUGCAAAGGGUGGGAGCCUCAGGUGCGCUGAAUGUUCUUCAGAAGAUGAAGCAGUCCCUGCAUACUGUGAGGACAUUGAUAAAGGUGAAGGUAAAAUAUUACCUAUUCCCAACCCAUUUUAUCUUUUAAAAGUAAGAGAGAUAAAUUAGCAUGAUGUGUAGAGCAGAUGACAUUGAGUCAGGAGACCUGGAGUCAGAUCCAGUUUGAGACUUGUUCUUACUGUGUGUGAGCCUGGUAACUUCUCAACUUCUCAGGACUUCAUUUUCCUUAUAUUUACAUAUGAGUGAUAAUUAUAAUACUUUUAUGACCUACUUCACAUGGCUGAGAGUUCUUAAAAAAACAUUUUAAUCUUGAAGAGAAAUGAAUAAAUUUGAGUGGGAACUUAAAAGAAAACUCAUUUGCUUCAAAGUAAGAUAGAGAAUACAUACAUAUACAUAUAUAAUGAGCAGGAGGAGAACUGUUAUAGCAGAGUGCCGCUUUCAAUCCCAUGCCUAUACAAGCACAUUACAUGGCACUGGAUAAGACAAACAGGCAAAUGGGUAAGUUCCUACAGACUCCUUUUCAGGCAUAUUGUAGAGAAGAUUCUUGUUCAGAACUAGGUUGAAUAAAUUGGCCUCUUGAAAUCCCUUUCCAAUACUACAAUCUUGCAAUUCUGUAAUCUUGUCAAAUAAUGAGAGCAGUGACUGUACAGAAGUACAAAAGAAUGAAAGCAUUUCCUCUAGCCUGGACUGUUUUUAUGAACUAUAAAGACUUUUAGCUGAAGCUUCAGAGUGACCUUUUCAUAAGAGUCAGCUUUUAGAGAGUAGAUCCUCUGGGAAAAGCAACAAUUAUCAUUUGCUGGAGAGUUAGGAUUGCAAAGCAACAAAGCUAUAGUAGGUAGAACUAUGUAGUAGCCAGAGUCUUAAGGACAGUGAGAAGUUACCUCUUCCUGUUUUUUCAUCUUCCAUAAUCUCAAAGUAGAAAAUGAGAGAAAUGAUCAAAUUACACCACACAAACUGUCAAGAACAGACAAAGGAACAUACAGGAGAAUACUGGCAUGGAGAAACAAAUUGCCAAACUUUUGCUGGUACCCUUCACAGAGCUGAUGCAUAGAAACUACAGAUCUCUAAAGAAUUGUAGUAAACCUAGGUGAGUAUUUGGAGGAUUUCAAUCAUACUGAACUAGAGAACUAUUAAUCACCAUGCUAAACUAGAUAAUCAUUGUCUUAUCAAUUCCACUGAGUUAACACUUGGAAGAAUUCUUGUUUCAAGUACAUUUCUCUAAAGUUCUGGCGCAUUGCAGAAAUUAGAAUAAUAAUGAACAGGUCUUAUUCACAGAAAAGGGCAUCCACGUUUUCUAAAAUUGGACAAGAUAUUUUGAAAUGGCUGGUUUUAAAAGGAGAAAUUAAUAUCCUCUCUGUCAUGUACAUAAAGUUAGUUUUUCCUUAAAAGGUAUUAUGGGACAGUCUUCAAAAUGUGACUGGCUCAGGGAUGGAGGACUGAGGCUGUUGAAAUCACUUCAUUACCUAAGCAUAAAGCAGUCAUGAGUGCCUGGGGGAUGGGGACCUUCUGUGCUACAGAGAGCUUCUUUCAACAGAAGGGGUUCUCAGAGGCUUUCUGUGUUUAAAAUUUUUUUGCAUUUUUUUCAAUUCUUGAAUGACUUAGAAGCAUUUUAUUCUAAUCCCAUGUAAAAUCUAAACUACCAGAGGAUUGGCCAGGAUCAAGCCUAGCCCCAAACACCGAUGCAAAGGAAGAGCCAGCUGAUUCCACUAUUGAUUUUUGAAACCAAGAACAUCAUGGAUUUCUUCCCAUUUGACCCAUUAUGUCUGGCCUCAGCUAUAUCUAACUACCCUGUCUUUGUAAAGGAAACUAAAGGAAAUUGGAGGAAAGAAAUGAAGUUUUGAGUGCAGUCAGAUGAGAAAUGAGGCUUUGUCUGGUUCCUUGGGGAAGGACCAUCGUAUCAGACAGAAAUGCCAUAAGGGCAGAAUACACCUCUGAAAUGUGAAUUGCAGGAUUGAAAGGAUCUUCCAGGACAAGCACAUUUCUGUGACUUUGGUAAAGAAGUCCCAGGUACAGCCUGGUGAGAAAUGAAGACAGCUGGCUU